Molecule: messenger RNA, 537 nt
Organism: Protopolystoma xenopodis
Lineage: Eukaryota; Metazoa; Platyhelminthes; Monogenea; Polystomatidea; Polystomatidae
Source: the annotation of a GenBank genome assembly
AUGUCUGCCUUUCCGAGUAUACAGGGACUCCAGCAAAACCCAUCGGAUUCUGAUCUCAUUGGUCAGAUAUCUGAUGAUCACUGCUCAGCCACUUGUAGCAACAGCAAGGAAUUCGUAAGAAAGGAGGCAAACUUUCUUGCAUCUCUUCAGCAGAACUGCGAUUCAGAUCAACACUUUGCGGCCGGAAUCUGCGAAGCAGAUGCGUGUCAAUAUUUGGGAGGUAAAGAUGACUUAAAAUUUGAUACAGCCGGACGGCGCAUGGAAAUUCCUGAUAAAACGGAGUUAAUAAGCCCUAAGGCCUGCAAUAAAAUUAAAGUGUCUGCAGCUCCGACUGUUCUUGCACUACCUGCUUCCUUACGGCCCAAAAUUUUGACUCGCUCAACAUCUGGAUCUCUAUCACAUUCUUCUUCCUCCACUGACUUCUCGUCAACCUCCUACCAACGCAGCCUAUACAGUAGUGAUGAGGACUUUUUUGGUGGAGAGGUAUGCCUUUAUUAUUUAAUGAUUCCUCUUGAUGGCUCAUUUUUCAUUAUAUGA